GGCCAACUGAAUUGAGGCCUGCUUGGUCGAGGCCGGCGAAACCAGUAGCCUUUGACUGUCAGCGCCGGCUGCUUGGUGAUGGGGAGAGGAAUGCUCUAGAGGGGCGCAGGGGAAGAUGGAGCGAGUAGAAGGACGGGAGUCAUUGUCUUUGCAUGAUAGUGUAUGUCAUAGUGUAUGCGGGCGAGCAGAUAACAACAAUGGACUGAGUUCCAAAAGGGGAGAUAUUUCUCGUGUUUCUCAGAGUCGCAACAGCUCUGGAUCACUUGGUACUCGAUUUGUCCCACAGGAGAUGGGGGCCCGUUGUGUGCUGCCUUCUAGAAGACAAACAACCAGCAGUGGUAGGGGAACCAUGGGCAGAUCGAGUUGAUCUCUGGCCUGGUCAUGGAAGAGCAACAGCUUUGCACGGCCAGCAGAUAGAAAAUCCAUCACUCGGGAGAGCAAUGUGCCAAGCCCGGUCCGAACAGGGCGAGACGGGGCCGGACCCGGGCCUGUGAAGCUCACCCGAAACAAGAGAGCGAUCAACAGACCUGGCCAGGUCAAGCAUUAUGGGAAAUCGUCUCAAGUAUUCGCAACAUGUUUUUCCAGGUCGCCGGUGUCGCCCUCGCACUCGACGGCUCCCGUUCCUUUUCUACCAGCUCUCCCAGAGCCCCAAGGAAUCGAAACCCUUUCCUCCGACAUCAUCAAACAGUUCAUGCCAGCAGACAACACACCUGACUCUCCUCAACUUCCUCCUUAGUCUCCCUCCGCCGUCUUCCACUUGGAAGAAAACCAGAGGUCAAUCAUCACAUAACCAUCUCGCGACAAUGGGUGUCCCCGUCGUUUUGGCAACGGUUGCUGCGUGCGGUAGUAUCGUGACGUCGAUCAAGUCGAGCUGGGAGCUCCGGCGCAUGGUCAAGAGAAAGAAGGAGCAGCAUGAAGCUGAUGAUGAGGCGCCCUAUGUCUUUCGCAAGUUGCGCCAGGCGUACUAUGAUGGGCUUAUGACGGUGCCCGAGUACGAGCAAUGGUACGAGAAGUUCCUCGUGGCCAAGGUCGAAAAGGACUUGGCCGGCCUUCGCCGUAUCCGCGCGCAUCUCCGCAUCAUUGAGAACGGAGCGCCCAUCACAGGCAAUCGUCGAUCGCGGUCGGUCGAACCAAGCAGGCGUCGGCAGUCUGUGACAUUUGCGCCGACUCCCCAGCAUCCGGCCUAUGUCGACUAUCGACAGCCCAACCGUGGAAACAUUGAGUACUAUGCGGACCCACGCGCCAGGGUUGGUGCGCACCCUGAUGAGUUUGUUCGACUGGAGCGGCAGUCGACGUGCAGUCGGGCUUCGUCGUCGGACGCGCAGUCACGUGUCAGUCGGAGCUCAUCGGCGCGGCAUGAGUCUAGGGGUCGCUCGAGGAGGAGGUAUGAUAGCAGUGAUUCGGAUAGUGACGACUACUACUAUGAGAAGAGGAGCUAUCGCGGUAGGAGCUCAAAUCGGUAGUCGCGCAUUUUGUCUUUUGCGACUGAUGUCGAGAGGGGCGGUUCUUUUCAGGCGUUUGCGAGUAGUGGCAGGACUGGGUUAGGCUUAUGAUGAAUUUUCCUUUGUACUAGCAUAGCGUAAUGAACAAGAGCAGUGCAUUUCCAUUUGUCGCGUUACUCCUCGGUUGUGAGGAAGGAGCGAACUGUAUGGACGCAGAGUUGUAGUUGGAAUCGUCGAG
This is a messenger RNA of Podospora pseudocomata, 1680 nucleotides long. RefSeq lists its product as uncharacterized. The record is from RefSeq and is a predicted model, not a curated record. Bases 546 to 1463 code for a protein of 305 amino acids. The transcript has 2 exons. NCBI's taxonomy places the organism in Eukaryota, Fungi, Ascomycota, Sordariomycetes, Sordariales, Podosporaceae.